This is a messenger RNA of Myzus persicae (green peach aphid), 4163 nucleotides long. It is a transcript of the gene Mkp3, whose product is annotated as dual specificity protein phosphatase Mpk3. The transcript is spliced from 4 exons. Gene Ontology annotation, biological process: negative regulation of MAPK cascade; protein dephosphorylation. Bases 582 to 1847 code for a protein of 421 amino acids. Gene Ontology annotation, cellular component: cytosol; cytoplasm. The record is from RefSeq and is a predicted model, not a curated record. Lineage: Eukaryota; Metazoa; Arthropoda; Insecta; Hemiptera; Aphididae. Gene Ontology annotation, molecular function: protein tyrosine/threonine phosphatase activity; MAP kinase tyrosine/serine/threonine phosphatase activity.
UAAUUGGUAUUUGUCGUGCGCGCCGCGUCCAUAUUCCGUUCUCACCGUGUCCAUGUUUUUGUCAUCGCAUUGACGCAUUCACUACAUUUCAGCGAUCAACAGUUCCACUACGACUGCGUGCGCAAGGCGAACGCAUCGGCCGCCGCGCUCCUUGUGAUCAUCUCUCCGCCGCCGAUUUAUCAGCGUCCUUUACCAUAAAAUGUUGUCGUAGUAGUGUGUCGUGUGUGAGCAGUGUGAUUUUGUCGUUAUCAUUAUCGUGUAGUUUUCGAUUUAAAUCUUAUUCGUACGAUUCUUUUCAGUCUUCGUAAUUUAAUGAAGUGUUACCUUACCUAUUUUAAAAAGUACAUUUCUUUUUAUUGUUACUUCUCUAAAAAGAUGAUCCACGUUAACUCUUAACCGCGGUCGUUGAGAACUAGGUACUGUAGUUAACACUCAUUUAGUACGCUGUAAUGCGGCAUAUUAUUUAAAAAAUAUUAACAAAUUAAAACAUUCGUAGAUUCGCCGCGUGUGUUGUGUGUCCGGAGCAUCAAUGUGCGUCUAGAAAUUUUAUUUUUCGCAGUGGGCACCCAGCAGUUUUCGAAAUGCCUGCUGAAGAUGAUUCGUCCGUGUUAUCCAACAUCUGUGUGGGCUGUGAAUGGCUGGCCUCUGAACUGUCGUCCAGUAACAAGUGUCAGUUACUCAUACUGGACUGUCGUAGUUCGAUGGACUUCUCAGAUUGUCACAUCCGCGAUGCGGUCAACUUCAGCAUCCCCACUAUCAUGCUGAGGAGGUUGGCCGCUGGUAAGAUCGACUUGGCUUCCACGGUAAAGUGCACUGAUCUCAGAGAGCAAAUUGUCAAUGCAUACAAGAAAAGCGCAUUUGUGCUGUACGGUGACGAGCGCUUGGACGAUCGCAAGACUACUUCACCCGUAUCAGACACAAUGAUUGUGUUGGCCAAACGGUUGCUGAAGGAUGGAUGCAAGGUUCAUUGUCUGAACGAGAGUUUCGACGCGUUCCAACAAUCGUAUCCAGAAUGGUGUGAAUCGUUCUUGGAACGUUGCGCCCGGGCCAACGACGACAUGACUGGUUUCAUUGGCGAUACAGACACCCUGAUGGGCUUGCGGUCGCUACACAUCACCCCAUCGCUUGUGCCUCACACCCGGAACUCACGCCGUCAGCACCAGUUGCUGUCCGUGCUCAGCACAUCGCCUGAGAGCUCCGGUGGUUCAGACAUCGACAGUCUAUCUGACGUGGACAGUUCCAGUUCGAUACUUGGCUACGAUGAAGACCGUGACUUUCCUGUGGAGAUCCUACCCGACCUGUUCCUUGGUAACGCGACCAAUUCAGAAGACUUGGAAUGGCUCAAGAAACACCGGAUAGAGUAUAUUUUGAACGUUACGUCGGACUUGCCUAACACUUUCGAAGAACAAGGACAUAUCAAGUACAUGCAGAUACCCAUUUCCGAUCAUAUCGGACAAAACCUUGCCAGCUUUUUCCCUCAAGCAAUAGAAUUCAUCGAUAAGAGUCGGGCGCAGAAAAAAGGCGUCUUGGUGCACUGUUUGGCGGGCAUAUCGCGUUCCGUAACGGUGAUGCUGGCGUACCUGAUGGCCCAUCGGCAACUGUCGUUGAACGAAGCGUACAACAUGGUGCUGAAGCGCAAAGCGAACAUCGACCCGAACUUCCACUUCAUGCAGCAGCUGCACUCGUUCGAGAAGCAGUUGAUGGACGCCCGGACGCAGCCCAAACAGCAGUCGGCCAACUCGACGGGCUCGUCGACGUCCAGCUACCUGAGCCCGCUGUCCACGGCCGUACAGAGUCCGGACAGCGGCAUAGAGUUCGACCGGUGGACGCCCGGCACCGGUGGAUGAGAAACGUUUGAGGGCGACGACACACACCGACGAUCGCCCCAGACCAAGUAUCGCUUCUGACCGAAGGACGCCACUUCAUGUAUUAUUCUACCAUUACUUACUACUACUUCUACUACUACAACAACAACAACAACGACUACUACUAGUACUGCUACUACUACUACUACUUUUUUUUUUUUUAUCUUGGUAUCGUCGAACCGGGGGAGAACUGCCUAUGCUUUGCAUUCCCGCCGGUCCGCCAUCGUGCGCAAUCGUAUGUUACAAUAAACUACAGUUUUCAACUUACAAUACAUACAGUACAAACUUGCUUAGCAACCUACAUAUUUUAAUUUUUCGGGUCGUAGCUUAUCCUUUUCUCAGGCCGGCUAGCCAGCCCGCCGCCGCCGCCUUUGUAGUCCUUUGUAGUUCCGUACUAUGAUCCAUUGGCGCGUCUUUGGAACUCUACCUCCUCCUUGGUAUUUUCUUGACGUACCGUUUAACUACUUCCCAUUUCUCUCGACCAUUUUGCAUGAUAGGUAUGAUCGACUCUGGCGUGAUGUCCUCUCCUACUGUGGCCUCGAGUUCCGCGAGUCUUCUAGCCCAUCGCCCGCAUCUGCAGAAAGUAUGUUACAGAGGAUAGGGCCAAUGACCGAUCCUUGUGGUACACCGCUAAUGACUUCUAUGUCCCCGGCAUCUGUCUCUCUCGGAAGUAGUCCCUUAGCAACUGCACGAGGGAUGGUGGUGUGUUAACCUUGCCUCUCCGAUUUUGUCCCAAAGUUACUACUACUAUUACUACUACUACAACUACUACUACUACUACUACUACUACUUUUAUUGCUACUAUUACUAAGCAGUCGUCAGUCUUCAUUUCCUAAACAUUUUCGUUUUUUUUUAGGUCUUAAUAGACCUACCAUGAUUUUUUUUAAUUGAAAACCUCAUAAAAAUGUUACUAAAUUUUAUUCUGCGUGUAAACGUAUUUUUACUUAACGCGCACAACUUAUUUCGAUUAUAUACGACUGCCCCUCCUUCAUUUUUGUCAAUAGCGCUCAUCAACUUAUUAUUAUUUUAAAUUUUAAAUCGCACAAUUCUUUAAAUUAUUAUUUUAUCUGUACUGUUAAGGACUAAUAUUAUAUAAUUUUAUUAAGUUAUACCAUCGAUUAUUUUUCUCAAGAUUUAUUACAUACAAUGUUCCAAGCCAGUGUAACUACGCUCUGAAAAAAAUUAAUAAAGAAUUUUUAUCAUUGCGGUUCAUUGACGAGGUGCUGAAAUAUUAUUUUUUGUAUAUUAUUCAUUCAAGUAUUACAUUAACCACCUGCGAUGUGGAACGUGUUGUCUAUUUAAAAAUAAUUGUCAUUGUCAUUGUUAUAUAUUUUAUACUUAAUUUAUCUAUGUUGUACUGUAAAUGUUUAUAUUUCUAGACUGAUUUAUGGUCCGAUGCCAUUUAAUUUAUUCAUUCGGACAAUUUUAAAUUAGCUGUAUUAUUGAUGACGAUCAUGUUAAUAUUAUAUGAUUGAUUGUGUGAAAAUCAAUUUUUUCUCAUUAUCUUCGUUAGAUUUAGAUCUUAAAAAUUUAAAUGUGUUUGUAUGUCAUUAAGUGUUGUAACUAUUAAUUUAUUUUUUAAUUCAAAUUACAGUGUUUAUACAUUACUUUAUUAUAUUAUAUUAUUAUAAUACAUUUAAAAGAUUUUGAAAGUCUAUUCCAUAUUAUAAAUAAUAAAUUAUAAUAUUAACAUGGGUUACCACUUAAUGAAAUGAUGGCCAAUUGUAUAAAAUUUUAAGAUUUAAGCAAAUGAAUGUAUUUUGUAUUAGGCCCUAUAUUUUGUAAUUAUAGUGCCAUAACCAACCUCAGACGUUUGAGGUAAACAAUAUAAAUGUGUGUUACUGUAAAUGAUUAUGAUACAUAAUAAUAAUAAAUAUAUUUAAAAGUAUAAUCAUUGAUUAAAUUAUAAAGAAUAAAUAAUAUGCUUUCUGCCUUUUUGUUUACAAAUAAUCUGUAAAUGAACAUAUUUCCACUUAUUUACUGACGAAAUAAUUUGGUCUACCAGUGAAAUAUACUCUGGGCCGUCUAACUGGGAAGUUACUUUUUUUGGUUAUUAAAUCAUUUUGAACUUAUUUUUUUUUUGUUAAGUUAAAUCACAUUACUUUUGAGUGAAAAAAGUAACUUUAUUACAAUUAAUCAUAGAAGCUAUUAUGUUAUCAAUUCAUUAACUAAGUAAUGACAAUCAACAACAUGGGAUUAUAUUGAAUAUUUAAAUGUUUAUUUGAGAAGCAAUGAAGAAUUAAAUAACUUACUAUUCUUUGUUUUAAAUGUAUUUUAAAUAAAGCAUUUUCCAAAUGA